AUGUCUUUGGUCUUUACAGAUGUCCCGCAAGGUAUUUCAACGUUUUAUGUGUUUUGUAUUUCGAUCUGCAUUCCCGUUACGCAAAGGAUUAACUCCUGUGUACUACUCUGUGAUACCUAGGUUUCAACUCUGCGGUGGAAGCUUUGAAUUCAUUGCCGCAGGACAUUCUGGCUGAAAUGGUAUGGGCUGACUACUUCAUUAAUUUUAGAGACUUGAUUUCACCUUGGUAGCUAAGCUUUUAUGCUCUACUAAAUGAUUUAGUGAGAAUAUAAUUAUUUUUGUUACCUUAUCCAUUUUCCUGACCUCUGUACAAUUCUCCUAUCCCCCCUGAACUUCCUCUUUUAUAGCGUAAUAACAUUAAUAGUCCAUUUUACAGUUACAGCUGGAAACGAGGCUGGAGUUGACCUUGUUUUGAUGCAACCCUUCUUCCUUUAUUAUGUAAACAUGUUGUUGUUUAUGCUAACUAGUAUUUUUUAAGCAAAAUUUCCAUUAAAGGUAGGAGGUUUGUAUCAAAACAAGGUUGACCUCAGACUCAAGUUCACUCAAAGGCUAGGGCACAAGCCCACAGCUGUAAAAUGGCCUGUUACAACCCCAUUAAAUAUGAAAACAUCCAGAAUCUGGAUGGUUUACUACUUGGCUCUUAAUAAUCUGCUACUUAACAAUUAUUCCGCGAGUGUGCGUUGGAUAUGAGAUGGUAGAUAGCCAACGAGGUGCGUAGUACCGAGUUGGCUAUAAUCAUCUCAUAUCCAACAAGUGCGAGUGGAAUAAUAAAUUGUUUUCUUAAAAAUGCCCACAAAAUGUCAAGAAUUCGUCCCGAUUUUAUUUGUAGAAACAACCAAUUUUCAGCUUGUUUUUAAUUUUGAGCAGAUGCAUACAGUUUCCAUAUUUGGAGAGCGUGGUAUAAUGGCUCAUAUACGAUUAUGACUAAGCCAAUCAGAGCUCUAGGAUUGCAUCAUCCAAUGAUUCAGUUUUUAAUAAUAGGGGAUGUCUCAUGAAUCAAUCAUUGUGAUUACGGUUGACAACACCCAAUGCCCCAAAGCAUCUUGCCAGACGUGCCCAGGAAAAAAACCUGUGGUACCCACAGUAAAAGUGAGCAAAGAAUGUGACAGUGAUGACUCAUGAACUUGUCAAAUAUUUGUUGUAGUGUCAGGAUGCGGCAGCAUUUCUCCAGUACAAGCUGGCGUUAUAUCCUUUGGAGCAAUAUCAAAAGGUACUGAAACCUUGCAUUGUACAUUAUUUUAAGCCACAGAAUAGCCUGUGCCACAGAUGAAAUGAAACCUCUGUUUUAGUCCAUCUGCAAGUCAGCCUCAAAAUCCUUGUUCUGGGUCCUCAGCUGGGUUUAUGGUCAGGUCGCCCGAAACAAGAGAUUUUUUUUUUUCACUAAUAAACUUUUUAUUCAGAAAGAUAAAUAUUAACAGUUUGCUUUUUUGAGAGUGGGACAUCUUGUCUCCACUAUUUUUAAAUUACUAGAUCCAAAUUGUAACAAAAACAGGUUACUUACAAACAGCAAAUUACAUAGAUGCAGAGUUAUGUCACCCGAAAUGCUGAGUUCUAUCGCAUGGUAUUGGCUGGGAUGAUGUGAAGUUCACGUAAAAUAUUUUAGAGGUUGCAAUUAAACUGUAGUCUAAUAAUUCUUAAGACAUCUGCACAUUUAAUUGAUUGAUUGUUUGAAACAUCAGCAAGUCCAUGCUCAGCUGCCUCAAAGCAAACAAUGCAGAAUAUUGUAAUGACGACGGUUGAAUUCUGAUCAUUUGACAACACUGAACCGCAGACCUCUAAGGAAACCAACUUCCCAUUAAUAAUUAAUCGGAAGUUCAAGUGUUUAAUUGGUCUUAAAAUAACUUUAGUGAAAUUCACACAUCCCAAGGGCAAGACUGGACAUUUCCCUUUCUGCCCCACUCACUUUAACUGUGCUCAAAGGUUUCUCAGGUUUUAAUUAUGUUCAUUGUUAUGAUAUCUUUUAGUGUCUUCAAAGUGCGGGGAUAUCAUAUGAUGCAAAACUGAUAUUUAAUGCCAUAAGUUAUAUAUUCAGGUAUGUGCAAAGAGGAAAAGGCAGUAUGGACAAUUAGUCUAGAUUGAUGAUGAUUUUUUGAAGAUCUCCUAUGUUAAGAUGUGGGGCCCUUAGUGCUAUUCAAAUACGUUUCUCCAGCCUGUAUAGCAAGCGUUUCCACUUAAGUUAUUCCGAGAAGAUUUGGAACUAGAGCAAAAAAAAUGGAGGUAGGGUAAAGGGUAGGGGAGAAGAAGGAUUAAACCUUCUGACUUGACGAUUCACCCAGUUAAAUAGCAAACCCUACUUAAAAGAGAAAAAUUAAACAUCAUUUUUGUAAAAAAAUUGUGAUAAUUAUAAGAUUACUAUUAUGCCUGUACUGGUAGUUUGUUUCUGCUUGAACCACAAAAAAGUUAAACUACGAAAGCUAGGGUAGCUAUUUUGUCACAUGACAGCCUUCAUUAGAAAAAGUAAUAAUAAAUAUUGAAUAUCACCAACCAAUCUCCUUUUUCUAUUCAUACAUUCAGUGGUUCAGAGUAUCAACAUUAAUUUUGUUUUGUAAGACAUCUAGCUUUCUCUAAUCUUAGAUGUCUUGUCACCCCUUGUAAGGGAAUCGGGAUUCUGGAAUCUGGGAAAUUAUUUUUUGCUUGUGGAAUCCAGAAUCCUGGGCCAUGGAAUCUGGAAUACAGCUCAAGGAAUCUGGAUCCUACUAACAAUUGGAAUUUGGAAUCCAAGUUCCACAGGCACAGAAUCUGGAAUUGAGUACGUUUAAUCUGGAAUCCACAGCAUGGGAUCCAGAAUCCGAAAUGUCUCAGAUUCGCAAACAUUGGGCACGUCUUAGACAAAACCUGGCAAUGGCAAUUGUCAUGUCUUCCUUUAUGAUGACUGCAAGCCUGAAUUUCUUAUCAUAUUUUAUUUGUUUUUGUUAAUUGUGUUCUUUUUUUUUUUCUUUCAUAAUUUUCUAAGGUCUGCUGCUAAAGCUAAACUACCUGCUGAUAAACUGAUAACAGAACUUAAAUCGUCUCUCUGCUGGAAAGAAGCUACUCUCUCGGUUAUAAAACAUGUCUGGAAUGAACAGGCAAGGGUGUGGUCGAUUAUUAUACAUUGUACUUCCAUGAAAAAAAUAAUUUGGGAUCUUACUAUGAUGAAGGCAGGUGCAGCGAGAACGAAAACAGAAAAAUUUGAAAAACAACACGGUCAGUGAGCAAAACAUUAGCUCAACGUGUUUGGCACAUGAAGUUUUUGGCCAGUCAAGUCGCCAUUUUGAUCGGACAACGUCCGUUAAUGAGCCAUUAUUUUGAGCCCUGUUUCCUUUUCCAUGUACUUACUGUUUUCAAAAGUUUUCUUACAUUUCCUGUCUUGCAGGGGAAGCUUUUAUGCAGCUCCGACUUAGCACAGACUUUGAAUGUGGGACAGGUAAUUCGCAGGCUACAGUAAGCAUGAACUUGACACAAUAACCAUCUUUUACUAGGAAAAAAAAAAACAAGAAACAAAACCAAAGAAGAGUCCUGUUACACCCGUACCUCCCCAUAACAUCCCCACCCUGUCUCCUAGGUGGCUGUUGAGCAGAUGUUCAACUGUAGUUUAUUUUUUUGUCUGCUUGAAUUAGACAGGUUCAACAACAGGAAAACUGUUUUUAGUUUGUUUCAAAAUGGAAAUCACUGUGGCCUGUUGGCUUUUGUUAUUUUAGCCUAAAAACUAGGGUGAUAAUGAUGUUUAUUUUUUUCAACACUUCUGACAAAAAUCUACAUUUUCUUGCAAACUACAUGUUGUAACGACAGAAAUUACAUCUUUUCCCCAGCUGGUUGACAUGAAGUGGAAGCUCUCUGUUGGUGUGAGUUCCAGUGCUUGCCGCAGCCUAAAUUCUCCCUACAUUACAGCAUUAGUAACAGUCACAGAUCCCUCUGGAGCUCUCCUUACUAAGUCCUUUGAAUUGACAAUUGGUGAAUUCAAGGUAAUCUACCGUAAAGUAUAA
Porites evermanni is the source of this 3962-nucleotide messenger RNA. The record is from the annotation of a GenBank genome assembly. Lineage: Eukaryota; Metazoa; Cnidaria; Anthozoa; Scleractinia; Poritidae.